CAUUAAAAACUCAUCACACUUCUUUUAGCUCCAUCGAUCUCUCUAUAGGCUUCUUCAUUAUAAAAAAAAAACACUAAAGAUGUCUUUCGUUGCAAACUUGGUCAUCAAGAGCUUUGACCGUGCUUCCACGGUAUGUGUUGAAGAUGUGGUGGAUAGUUUUCGAGUAGCAUAUGUUGAGAAUGGUGGUGAUGACGAUGACAGUGGCUACGAUUAUGCUCCUGCUGCGUGAUUGCCCGCUACUCCGCUGUUACUAUAUAAAUGUAAUUUAGGAGGGGAAAGGAGAGAGAAAGAGAUUAUAAGGUGUUUUAGAUAUCUAGCUAGGCCAUGUAUGUUAUGUACUAGAUAGUGUGGUGAGUUUUCUUGUAGAUGUAACAUACCCAUGACGGUAGUAGCAAAAUCAUCUCUUCCUUAACCAUAUUCACUUUCUUUUCUCUUAAGUUUGGAAAUUAGUUUAACGUUUCAUUAUACUAAACGAUAUUUUUAGUUCCCUGAAUUUUACUUGUGUUGGUGUUUUCUCAUAGAUUUUGUGUGGUGGUUUAGUAUUCACUUUAUUCAUUUAUGCUACAUUCAAUUUUUUAACCGAAGAAAGCCGAAUCUAAAGUGUAAUCGAACAGGUUAUUUUUCAAGAUUUGAACUUGUGAAGUAAUUUUUUUUUGUAUGAAUGUAAAAUUGUAUUCAUAAAAAAAAAACGUUUGUACAAUGAAUGCGUCUUAAGAGUUGAAAAAGAGCUGAAAAAAAACUCAUAACAUUUUAAAGAAUCUAAGGGCUACGGGUAGAGAACCAAUAACAGAGACCCUCCGCGCAUAAGCCGAAUUUUCCGAGAGUUGAAGAGAGCUGAACCGGUUUAUAACGUUUUUAUCAAUGAUGCGCACAAGUUGGGUUGGUGAAGUAGGUAAUUCUCCGUGACGCCUACCAUUGCGUUCUCGCCACAAACAAUAUAUUGAGGUUUGGAACACAUACCGAAGAGUGAAAGUAUUUUACAUUUGGAAAUUAGAUGGAAAUCAAGCUUGCUACACAUGUAUUUACUUAACCAAUUUUCUAAUUAUCUGUUAGAUAAUAAUCUUCUUUGGUUCACCAAGUUCUCUAAUCUUAAGCUUAGUUUAAAUUUGUUUCAUGAAUAUAUUAACUUUAGGCAUAACUCAUACCAAAAGCUAGUUCUAAGGAAAAAA
Molecule: messenger RNA, 1169 nt
Organism: Camelina sativa (false flax)
Lineage: Eukaryota; Viridiplantae; Streptophyta; Magnoliopsida; Brassicales; Brassicaceae
Source: RefSeq, a predicted model, not a curated record